Molecule: messenger RNA, 1740 nt
Organism: Strongyloides ratti
Lineage: Eukaryota; Metazoa; Nematoda; Chromadorea; Rhabditida; Strongyloididae
Product: Nicotinic acetylcholine receptor family and Neurotransmitter-gated ion-channel transmembrane domain and Neurotransmitter-gated ion-channel family and Neurotransmitter-gated ion-channel ligand-binding domain and Nicotinic acetylcholine-gated receptor, transmembrane domain-containing protein
Exons: 4
Coding region: 1-1740 (579 amino acids)
Biological process (GO): signal transduction; monoatomic ion transmembrane transport; regulation of membrane potential
Cellular component (GO): synapse; neuron projection; postsynaptic membrane
Molecular function (GO): acetylcholine-gated monoatomic cation-selective channel activity; transmembrane signaling receptor activity
Source: RefSeq, a predicted model, not a curated record
AUGCUCAUUUUUUGGCUUGUUAUUUUAAAAAUUUUAUGUAUUAAAAUCAAGUCAAGUCCUCAUGAAUAUAGAUUACUACAGGAUUUAAAACAAGAUUAUGAUACAAGUGAACGACCAAUACUGAAUCAUACAGAGGCUGUUGAAGUUAAUCUAAGAGUAUUAUUACAACAAAUUGUUGAUGUUGAUGAAAAAAAUCAAAUAUUAAAUUUGGUUCUUUGGACACAAUUUACAUGGAGUGAUUAUAAAUUAAUAUGGGAUCCAGAAGAAUAUGGUGGUAUAAAGACAAUACAAUUACCACCUGAUUCUGUUUGGAAACCUGAUAUCUUAUUAUUUAAUUCUGCUGAUGAUAAAUUUGAUGCAAAUUUUCCCGUUAAUGUUGUUAUUCAAAAUAAUGGACAUGUAUUAUAUGCACCACCAGCAAUUAUUAAAACAUCAUGUAACAUUGAUUCUAGAUGGUUUCCUUGGGAUAGCCAAUUAUGUUAUUUAAAAUAUGGUUCUUGGACAUAUGGAAGAGAUCAACUAGAUUUGGCAGUUGAUUCAUCAGGACUAGAGUCACCACAUCAAAUGGAUUUAUCAUAUUAUGUAAAACAUGGUGAAUGGGACAUAAUAAGCACACCAGCACGUAGAAUAGCAACUGAAUUUAAUAAUAAAAAAUAUGUAGAAUUAUAUUUUUAUAUUCAUAUUAAAAGAAAAAGUUUAUACUAUGUUAUCAAUUGGAUUAUUCCAAGUUCCAUAAUUAGUAUUACAAAUGUUCUUGGAUUUACACUUCCAUCAGAAUGUGGUGAAAAAAUAACACUUCAAAUUACAAAUUUACUAUCAGUUUUAGUUUUUCUUGGAAUGGUUUCGGAUGUCACACCUGUUACCAGUGAAACAAUUCCAAUUAUAGCUUUAUUUUUUUCAGCAUCAAUGUUAAUACUUGGAGCUUCAAUUGUUUCAACAAUUUUAAUUAUUAAUAUAUUCUUUCGUAAUCCCAAGACACAUAAAAUGACUCCAUGGAUGAAAAAAAUUUUUCUUGAAUAUUUACCAUGGCUUCUAUUAAUGAAUCGACCAGAUAAAUUUUUUAAAAGACCUGAAAAGAUAAUUCCCUGUAAAAAAAGGUAUAAAAAGUAUGAUACAGUUAUUCCACCUAAAUAUAAUUCAUUAUCAAAUCCUAAAUUGAAAGAAAAUUCAAGUAUGACUGGAAGAUUAAUGAGAGUUAAUUCAAUAGCUUCUUUAGAACGUAUUACAUCACUUCAUGCUGAAAAUGAAGCCUGGAAAUCAGUUGGUGGACCAUUACUUCGUUAUAAUCAAGAUUUAAUAAAUCAUGUAGAAAGAAAAAAACGAAAAUUAUUGGUAAAAAAAAUGUCUGAAAGAACUUUUUAUUCAACAAAUGGAACAUGUGAAGAUUCUGAUGAUUUAUCAUCAUUAAGGCAUGAACAAUUGCAAGACUCUACAAAAUAUAAUGAAAAUAAACAUGACUUAUUAUAUAAUUCAGAAGGUUAUUGUUGCAGAAAUGUAUGUAUUAAUGAAAAUAAAAAAUUUGAUAAUUUAAUAACGGAACUUCAUGAUUUUCUUAAAACAGCAAAACAAAAAAUUGCUGAUGAAGAGGAGGAAGAAAAUGAAAAUGCCGAUUGGAAAUUUAUGGCACUAGUUGUGGAUAGAUUAUCUUUAUAUAUAUUUUGUAUAUUAAUUUUAGCAGCAAUAAUUGUUAUUCCAUGUUCUUUACCAUCAGAAGAGACCAAUUACCAACUCGUUGAAUGA